Messenger RNA from Lodderomyces parapsilosis, 1653 nucleotides. RefSeq names its product protein disulfide isomerase (gene PDI1). The transcript has a single exon. The record is from RefSeq and is a predicted model, not a curated record. Gene Ontology annotation, biological process: response to endoplasmic reticulum stress; protein folding. Gene Ontology annotation, molecular function: protein disulfide isomerase activity. NCBI's taxonomy places the organism in Eukaryota, Fungi, Ascomycota, Pichiomycetes, Serinales, Debaryomycetaceae. Bases 1 to 1653 code for a protein of 550 amino acids. Gene Ontology annotation, cellular component: endoplasmic reticulum.
AUGCAAUUCUGGAAAUACUCAACUAGUGCAUUGGCCACUCUUCUUGCGGUUGUAUCCAUCACCAAUGCUAGUGGCCCCGCUGAUGGCGAAGCUAUUGCCGAUCCAAACUCUGCUGUUGUCAAAUUAACCACUGACAACUUUGCCACUUUCCUUGAAGAAAAUCCAUUGGUUUUGACAGAGUUUUUUGCUCCUUGGUGUGGAUACUGUAAAAUGUUGGGUCCUGAAUUUUCCAAAGCUGCUGACACUUUGAAUGAAUCUCACCCAAAUAUCAAGUUGGCUCAAGUUGAUUGUACUGAAGAUCAGGACUUGUGUGCUGAGCAUGAGAUUAAAGGAUACCCAACUUUGAAGAUUAUCAGAGAUGGUGAAUCAAAAUCUGCCGAAGACUAUCAAGGUCCAAGAGAGCACCAAGGUAUUGUUGACUACAUGAUCAAACAAUCAUUGCCAGCUGUUCAAGUCCCAACUUCAUGGGAAGAUUUGGAAAAAUUAAUCAAGGAACAAACCAAACCAUACAUUUUGAAAGUCGAUGGUGCUGCUGAUGAUAUUUUUGAAAAAAUUGCUACUGGCAAGAGAAAUGAUUACACAUUUAUCGAUGUUGGCAAAGAUUACUUGAAACAAUUGGGCAAAGUUAUAAACCAAGACUUGAAAAAGGCUUCCUACUUGGUUGUUCAUCCAGGAGAGGUUGUCGAUGCUAUCAAAUUCGAGGGUAAAGCUGAUUUGGAAAAAUUGAAUGAAUUCAUUUCGGUUGAAACAUUGCCAUACUUUGGUGAAAUUAGUAGAGAUACCUACAUGGCUUACAUGUCGUCAUCUUUGCCAAUUGCUUACUAUUUCUACAAGACUCCAGAACAAAGAGAAGCUAUUGCUGCUGACUUAAGUAAGUUGGGUAAAAAAUACAGAGGAAAAUUAAACAUUGUUGGUUUGGAUGCCAACUUAUAUGGAAGACACGCUGAAGCCAUUUCAAUGGAUCCUGAAAUUGUUCCAUUGUUUGCUAUUCAACAAAUUGUUGAAAACAAAAAGUAUGGUAUUAACCAAACUGAACACCCAGAUGGUCCAUCAUUCAAGGUUAUUGAGAAAUUUGUAGCCGACUUUUUUGACAACAAGGUGGAACCAAUCAUCAAGUCGGAACCAUUACCAACUGAAGAAGAAAGAGCAGCCAACCCAGUUGUCAAAUUGGUUGCUCACAAUUAUGAUGAAAUUAUGAAAAACACUGACAAGGAUAUCUUUGUUAAAUACUAUGCUCCAUGGUGUGGUCACUGUAAAAAAUUGGCACCAACUUGGGAAGAAUUGGCUGAAAUCUUUGGAUCAAACAAGGAUGACUCACAAGUUGUCAUUGCUGAUUUGGAUCACACUGCCAAUGAUGUCGAUAUUCCCUAUGAUAUCAAAGGAUACCCAACUUUGUUGUUGUACCCAGCCAAUGGUGAGAUUGAUGAAAAGACUGGAUUGAGAGUACCAAUUGUCUUUGAAGGUCAAAGAGAGUUGAAUGCCUUGCUUGAUUUCGUCAAGGAAAAAGGUGCUUUGGGAGUUGAUGGUUCUGCAUUGCAAGAAAAAUUGAAAGAGGCUAAAGACGCUGCUGAAGAAGCCGCCGGGGAUGUUGCUGAAGAAUUGAAAGAUAAAGUUGCUGAAGAAAAGGAUGAAGUUGAACAUGAUGAAUUGUAG